UUGAACACAAUGUAUGUCAAAUUUCUAUUUUCGAUCUUGAUUUCCUUUAGUUUUUUUCAAGCUAGGGUUUGUGAAGUCACCAAGUUAAAUGGCUGCUGCUGUGAAGUAUCAAGAAAUUUAAACGAUAAACCUCAGGACGAAUUUGUGGCUUUCACGGCACUAACAACUAAUAAAAAUGCAUUGACAAAUGACCCAAUAAAAUAUGAUAAUAUUGUUACGAAUAUUGGGAAAGCGUACAGUUCUACUUCUGGUAUAUUCCGUGCACCAAUCACCGGAAUCUACAGCAUUUCGUUUAGCUUAAUGGGAUACCAUACUGACGCAAUUUAUGCAAACCUUUAUCAUAAUGGCAAGGAGAUAAUCAGGCUAUACACAAGAGGUGGUAACAGACACGAAGUCACAUCACACACAGUUUUCCUCAAACUAGUUAAAGGUGAUGAGGUCUGGGUACAGGGAACUGCUGGAAAGAAGUUAUGGGCUUCUGAGCCGUACAACCAGUUUUCAGGGGCAUUGAUAAGGAGUGGAGACUUCGCGAGCUAAGAUGCAUGUAUAUUUGAAAUGACUGACAUUGCUCUUUGAUUUUAAUAAAUAUU
This is a messenger RNA of Mytilus trossulus (common blue mussel), 590 nucleotides long. Its product is annotated as complement C1q tumor necrosis factor-related protein 3-like. Gene Ontology annotation, molecular function: protein binding. The record is from RefSeq and is a predicted model, not a curated record. Lineage: Eukaryota; Metazoa; Mollusca; Bivalvia; Mytilida; Mytilidae. The coding region runs from base 10 to 537 and encodes 175 amino acids. The transcript is spliced from 2 exons.